AUGCGCAUGAACACAAACUGUAUUGCGGUGAUAGUUGCUGCAUCUUUGUUAUGGUUAUUUUUUAUGGUGUCAUAUUCGGGAUUUCUCCAUGAAUCAGUUACGGGAACAGUGUCUUUACAUCAUCAUUACCGUUCAUUUGUUAACGGAGCUACAAGCACUCAUCAGACACCGUCUACAUUUUCUGAAAAUUCUGAUAAAAAUAUGAAUAAUGAUUUUAAUUAUGAAGAAAGUUAUAAAAGUGAAGAUAAUAAUGAUAAUACUAAUAAUAAUAAUAUUAAUAAGACCAAUAGCAUUAACAAAUUAUGGAAAGAAAUGCCAGAAGAACAAUUUUCUCUCAACAAAGCGCCAGAAGUUGAUCUCAUGAAAUUAUCUGUCAUCAAUAAUCAACAAGAACAACAACAACGUGAGCAAGGUUAUGAAAAAUAUGCUUUCAAUGAAUUACUAAGCAAAAGAAUUGGACCUCGACGAAAAAUUCCUGAUACUCGGCACCAUCUAUGCUUUAAUGAAAGCUAUCCAGAAGAAUUACCUAAAGCAAGUAUUAUCAUUUGUUAUUACAAUGAAGCUCCAUCAGCUUUAAUUCGCAUGGUUAACAGCAUACUGGAUAGAACGCCAGCAAAACUAAUAGAAGAAAUACUUCUUGUGGAUGAUUAUAGCGAUAUCGACAAGUUGUCCGAAUCAACGAUAAAUGCUUAUGCACACGAAAAUUGGAAUAAUGAAAAUGUGAAAAUGUUACGUACAAAACGUAAUGAAGGACUGAUAAGAGCACGGAUAUUUGGUGCAGAACAUGCCACUGGAGAGGUACUAGUAUUUCUUGACAGUCACUGUGAGGUUAAUGAACGAUGGCUAGAACCUUUGUUAGCACAAAUCGCUGCUGAUAAACACACAGUUACUUGUCCAGUUAUUGAUAUCAUCGAUGCUGAUACUUUGAAGUAUGUUGCAUCACCAGUAUGCAAAGGUGGUUUCACUUGGUCACUAACAUUUAAGUGGGAUUACUUUCCAUCAUCAUAUUUCCUUGAACCUAAACAUUAUGUACAACCAUUAGCGUCUGCAACAAUGGCUGGCGGUUUAUUUGCAAUUGAUAGAGAAUAUUUCAAAGAAAUUGGACAAUAUGAUAGAGGAAUGGAAAUUUGGGGGGCAGAAAAUGUGGAAUUUUCUUUCAGGAUUUGGAUGUGCGGUGGUCGUUUAGAAAUUAUUCCAUGUAGUCGAGUGGGCCAUAUAUUUCGUCCACGACGUCCUUACGGUUUAGGUGUUGAUUCGAUGAGUCGAAAUGCUGCUCGAGCUGCAAAUAUAUGGCUCGACAAUUACAUUGUAAGUUAUAACGAUCAGUUUUACGCAGCUAAACCUUAUCUGCGAAACAUGGAUAUUGGCGAUUUAACAGAAAUGAAAGCACUACGUCAAAAGUUACACUGUAAGCCUUUUUCAUGGUAUCUUCAAAAUAUAUAUCCAGAGUUACUGCCAGACAAUCAUCCCACAUUAGCGGAUAUAAAGAAGUCUAGCAUGCUCCGUGAACAAAAUAUCGCGAAAUACAAUAUAGUACUAUAUAACACAAAUCUAUGCCUCACCGCUGAAUCCACUAAUGGCCGUUUAAUACGUGGAAAUCGCAUAACAGUUGAUCACUGCCGUAAAGGAAAUCGUUAUCAAAGCUGGCGAUGGACGAAAAUUGGCGAAUUGCGUCCCAUGGGUUCUGCUACACUCUGCCUUGAUUCCCUUAAGGGAUUACGCCUUAUGAAGUGUCAUUUGCAAGGCGCUCACCAAGAAUGGUCUCGCAUGGGACGCAAAAUCUACAACGCAGCAGUUGGUCAAUGCAUAUAUAGCGAGAAUGAGCUUUCAAGUCUAAUCCAAAGUCGUUUCUGUUCUGUUGCAAGUGAUUGGGAAUUUCGGAUCAGCACUAUGACCACAUAA
Molecule: messenger RNA, 1902 nt
Organism: Thelazia callipaeda (thelaziosis nematode)
Lineage: Eukaryota; Metazoa; Nematoda; Chromadorea; Rhabditida; Thelaziidae
Source: the annotation of a GenBank genome assembly